Podarcis raffonei (Aeolian wall lizard) is the source of this 1713-nucleotide messenger RNA. RefSeq names its product carbonyl reductase [NADPH] 1-like. The transcript is spliced from 4 exons. Lineage: Eukaryota; Metazoa; Chordata; Lepidosauria; Squamata; Lacertidae. Bases 46 to 876 code for a protein of 276 amino acids. Gene Ontology annotation, molecular function: carbonyl reductase (NADPH) activity. The record is from RefSeq and is a predicted model, not a curated record.
GGAAGUCGAGCAGCUUUGCAGCAGCCUGGUUUCCGCAAAGGGAGAAUGUCUAGUACUCCAGUAGCUGUGGUGACUGGAUCCAACAAAGGCAUUGGGCUGGCCAUCGUGCGGGCUCUAUGCAAGAAGUUCACUGGGGAUGUUUACCUGACAGCUCGGGACAUCCAACGGGGCAAGGAGGCAGUGGCCAAGCUUCAAGAAGAAGGGCUGAAGCCACAGUUCCACCAGCUGGACAUCACUGAUCUGCAGAGUAUUCAAACCCUCCGUGAUUUCUUGAAGGAGAAGUAUGGAGGAUUAAAUGUGCUGGUCAACAAUGCAGGGAUUGCUUUCAAAGUUGCAGAUACAACUCCAUUUGCUAUACAAGCGGAAGUCACACUGCGAACAAACUUUUUUGCAACGAGGGAUAUUUGCAGAGAAUUGCUACCACUGAUGAAACCUAAUGGCAGAGUGGUGAACGUAUCUAGCAUGUGCGGGGCUUCAGCAUUGUCCCAAUGCAGCCAAGACUUGCAGCAGAAGUUUCGGAGUGACACAAUCACUGAAGAGGAACUAGUGAAACUCAUGGAAAAAUUUGUAGAAGACACCAAGAAAGGAGUGCAUGAGAAGGAGGGUUGGCCAAGUACAGCUUAUGGCAUAUCCAAAACCGGAUUAACGGUUCUGUCCAGAAUUCAGGCAAGGCAGCUGAAUGAGACGAGGAAAGGUGAUGGUAUUCUUCUGAAUGCCUGUUGCCCUGGCUGGGUCAGGACUGACAUGGCAGGUCCCAGAGCCCCAAAAUCUCCUGAUGAGGGAGCUGAGACUCCAGUGUAUUUGGCCCUUUUACCCCCUGGUGCUGAUGGGCCUCACGGCCAGUAUGUUAGUGAAAAGAAAGUGCAGAAGUGGUAGUUGUUCAGCGUACACUGAAUAAUGCAUUUGCAUCGUUACUACUAACUUGAUUACUAGCAGUAAUAAUGCAAAUGCAGACAUGGGCUCUUCCGCUGGGAUCUGCUGUAACAGUCAUGGCAGGCUCCCAUGCAAGGGAAGAAAGUGUUUCAUAAAUGCAUCAUAUUGUCUGUUAAGCGCCUGUGCAAAUAACUAUUUUGGUUUGGUGUGUGCAUGUGGCAGUUUGUGAGCAUCUUUUUGCUACAUUUGCUCUUCCCCAGAUUUGGGAAGCUGACUUGGCUUAAUAUGUAUUUUCCAGCUAUUUUGAAUUAUUUUUGUUUCACAAUGUGUGAAAACCAUUUGCUUUUUGAAUUUUAAAAUGUGUAUACAUGAUUUUCUCUCUUGUGUAAGGCUGUUUUAUUUAAUACAGAAAUCAAGGCAUUACAGCCUUUGCUGCAAAUAUGAAUGCAUGAAAUCAGUAAAAUGGACAUGAUGGCUUAGCAAAUUUAAUUUGGGCUGCUGUUGUGGGGAGGGUGCACGUGGGCUGUAUAAAGAGAACCAAUUUGCACUCUUAAACCCCUAGAAAUAAUUCACUCCACUGUUAGCAUGAUGGGACAUAUCCUCCAAGAUCAGGAAAACACGAAGAAUCAUUAUACAUUGUAUAAUUGUUAGAAAAUAAAAGUUGAGUAUUUUCUCUGUUAAAGGAUCUCUUAACACCCGUACAAAUUAAACUGAAACUAAUAUUCAUGGAUCUUUGUUUUUGAUUAAUAAAAAUGUCUUCUAAACAAUAUACAUGCAUGCAAUUUUCAUAUGUUUGAUGAUAAAGCACAUAUUUAAAAAUAAAAGGCUUGACCAUGUUUA